This is a messenger RNA of Radiomyces spectabilis, 955 nucleotides long. RefSeq lists its product as uncharacterized. Bases 194 to 544 code for a protein of 116 amino acids. The record is from RefSeq and is a predicted model, not a curated record. The transcript has a single exon. NCBI's taxonomy places the organism in Eukaryota, Fungi, Mucoromycota, Mucoromycetes, Mucorales, Radiomycetaceae.
AAAAAAAAAAAAAAAAAAAAAAAGGUCGCAGGAAAGGAAAGUCACAGCAGCCAAUAGAGAGCCUUGAAAUCAAAAAAAUUUUCCCGAUACGAUUUUUCCUGAACAAGUCUUGCACUCUCAAAUCGAAAGCAGUAAGAAUUAACCGAGCGACUCUGUAACGGUCUGUGACGCUUUACUCGAGAAGAUAGAAGAAAUGUAUUCCAUGAUACUACUAGUAUUACCCAUAGCUGGGAAAUGUCAAGCCUUCAAAAAAAAACGAGCGCAUAAUUUUCUUGCUUGGCACAGGUCCUGGAAGUCGGGAUUUAUCAUCCCUCUCAUUAGCGCGUGGUCAAUGUUUAGUUCGUCAACCCUUCACUUUUUGAGUAACGUGAUGGCUAUUUGGGAGAAAGAUCAUUGGUUUACUGCAUUGGUACCAAAUGAUCGCUCAAUGACGAUAUUUCAGAGCAUCCGUAUGGGAUCAUCAAGUCUUCUCCAAUGCUGCACUUUGUAUGGGGUUGAUCACAACCAUUCUAUGGGCUUCGACCGCCCCAAUUCCAAGCAUUAACUUCCAGUCACUUUAUUUUGGCACCAAUGAUAUAGCUGAUUUCAAGGGAGCCCAAUGACCUUGAAUAGAUUUCGUUUGUUUGCUUGGAUAACUUUUUUUCGUCUUCGUGGUAAAAAGCAUGUGGAGGAGCCAUGGUGUAAACUGGUCCCAAACACCGACAAUGAUGUAUUAAUAGCCGCUUUUAUGUGUAAAAAGAUUCAAGAUGCAAUGGCUGGUUGAAAGGUGGAAAAUAGAUGCGUAAAUAUGACAGCAUAGAUAAUGUAUUUCAUGCAGAAUCGUUGGGCUUCGCAAAGGGCGCAGUUAGCCAUCUGCAUCCGAAAAAAGCUUGGCCGAAAUUUCAUCCUCAUCACGGACUUGCAUCAUGAUUAACUAAUCAAAAUCCACCUACCUACUGUAUCGAUAAGAAAAAAG